Strongylus vulgaris is the source of this 189-nucleotide messenger RNA. NCBI's taxonomy places the organism in Eukaryota, Metazoa, Nematoda, Chromadorea, Rhabditida, Strongylidae. The record is from the annotation of a GenBank genome assembly.
AUGAACACCAGGCAAAGUUGUCUUGAUUUGAAAAAACCUUAUUUAUGUUCAUCUAUUGUGUCUCUCUCUAGCCUUAGAGGAUAUACACUAUCUGAUUCAAAGAGAUCGCUAGAAGUUUGCUACAGUAAAGAGAUGACUGAGGAGUUGAAAAAAGCUCGCAAACAAUUUGAUGGUGUAAAGCAAAUUUAA